Ostertagia ostertagi is the source of this 339-nucleotide messenger RNA. The record is from the annotation of a GenBank genome assembly. Lineage: Eukaryota; Metazoa; Nematoda; Chromadorea; Rhabditida; Trichostrongylidae.
AUGGAUUCGCCAGAAAACAAAGAGCGAGCUGGCCGACCAUCACUAGUUGAUCCCGAAGUUUUGAUUGAAGCAGUUGAAAAAGAUCGGCGUCAACCUUUGAGAGAGAUCGCCAAGAAUGUCGUAUGUCAAGGCGAGUACGAUAUGAGACAGUGCAGAAGUAAGCGUCGUAGCUUUCCUGAUCACGACAGCGCUGGUACACUCGAGGUUGGGAGUGCUCAAGACUCUCUGCCGAGCGUGGAUGUCGACCGGGAGUCGACGGUGGACGGGCAUGCUAGGAAGGCCAGACUUGAGACCAGAAGAAGAAAGCGAAAUCGAGAAGCGAAUAACUUAGGGGAAGGG